Messenger RNA from Equus caballus (horse), 3220 nucleotides. RefSeq names its product family with sequence similarity 107 member B (gene FAM107B). The record is from RefSeq and is a predicted model, not a curated record. NCBI's taxonomy places the organism in Eukaryota, Metazoa, Chordata, Mammalia, Perissodactyla, Equidae.
CGCGGGGUGUGAAAGAGCUGCCGCUCGCUGGUCCGGCCGCCUCCGCCGUGGGAGCCGCCUUCCGCACAGUCCCCGGGCCGCCCAGAGCCGCCGCGGCCGCCCGGAGCGAGCGCCGGGGAGGGAGCCGCGUGCCUUUGUGUGCGCGCCGAGACAACCCGUUCGAGGACACCAACCUGAAGGACGCCUAUCUCAUUCCGAGAAGCAUCAUGGCUGAGCCAGACUACAUAGAAGAUGACAAUCCUGAACUAAUUAGGCCUCAGAAACUAGUCAAUCCUGUCAAAAUGUCCCGGAACCAUCAAGAUCUUCACAGAGAGCUGCUCAUGAAUCAAAAAAGGGGUCUUGCCCCUCAGAAUAAGCCAGAACUGCAGAAAGUGAUGGAAAAGAGAAAACGAGAUCAAGUGAUAAAGCAGAAGGAGGAAGCAGCGCAGAAGAAGAAAUCUGACUUUGAAAUCGAACUAUUAAAACGGCAGCAGAAGUUGGAGCAGCUGGAACUCGAGAAUCAGAAAUUGCAAGAAGAGCAGGAAAAUGCGCCAGAGUUUGUGAAGGUCAAAGGGAAUCUCAGGAGAACAGGCCAGGAAGUGGCCCAAGCCCAGGAGUCGUAGGCCCGGGCCGCAGAGAUGCGCCCGGCCCGUCGCGCUCGGAAGCGGGCUGCAGGCGUCUGCUCAACACUUCCUCUCAGGGCCGGAGCCCCUGGGGAGAGUCCCAGCCAGCAGAGAAUUGUUACCUUCAGAAGGAUUUGAUUUGGUUUUCCUACAAUCUUGGUGGAUAAACUACCUGUGACAGUUGCAGUUCUGUUCGCCAAACGAAGGACCUUGACCAGCACUUGAGUUGGGCUAACAGACCUGUGUUCACAGACCUGAUCAAAAGAAGCAUCAACGACAGAGGAAGAGGACACUGGAAUAAAUUCUUGAGAGUUGCACUACUUGGUUUUUCUUCCGGUCCAAGUUUAGUGGGGCACAGAGCCUUUUUUCUUUGAAAACCUAAAGAAAAUGUGUUUCCUUGUUCCUUUAGUUAUCUAUUGGAUUGCACAGAAAUGUGUUUGAUUUGUUACACCCAAUGUUUGUAAAUUCCAUUUUGAGAACCCAACAUUUUCUUGGUCAAUUUAUACUUUCACCCACAUUACAGUUAACGCCGGAGAAUGUUCGUGUGGAUGUUGAGCACAGCUACUACCUUUGUUGGCACUAAGACUCAGAAAUGGGGUGAGAAGGUUUAAAAAUACGUAAACAAAAAUACGUCAACAUCCAUCUUGAUCUUAUUUUAAUUUCUUUCGGUUCUGUGAUAUUAGUAGGCUCCACAGUGACAUUCCAGUUCAGAGAAAGCACAUCAUAUAAAUCCAUUUAUUGCUUUGAUAACUAUUAGGGUUUUUGUUUUGUUUUGCUUUUUAAUUUCUUGCUGAGCUGGCCCUUUUAAAUGAAAUAAUCUCCCAGUCAUUUGGAGAAUAAAAACUAGUCCAUAUAACCCAACUUCAGUGUCAAAAGUAAAGGGUCCACAUCUUUUGAUUUCUUUUGAGAGCUGUUUGAGGAAAGCUCCUACUGGGAACUGGGCAAGGAGUUUUUCGGGUAUUUUAAUGUGAAACAAAUGUGGUUUGGUCUAAGGAGGCCUUGUUGGAAGAUUUACAGCUUUUGUACAUUUUGAAUAUUAUUAGAAUCCAAGUUUUGAAAGUUUCUGAUUAAUGAUCCCCCAUUUCUUUGCCUUGUUUUUCUUGUGAAGAAAGACUGGUCCACCACUCUCUUAGUGAUGAUGAUGCUGUUGAUAACAAGGACGUUGAUGACUACUGUUCUGCAUCUCUCAGGAAAAAUUGAGGUGAAGGGAGAGGCUGCUUGGUUUCUGCACUCUAGCUAGCAUGCUCCUCCAAGUGAUGUCCGAGUUAAGAAUAGUAGCAAAAUUCUUACACAAAAUCCAUUUCAUACAGCUGCUCUGGGCAGAGGUACAUUCUACUUGGGGUCAUCUGGAAGAAUUUGUGUGGAUUCAGUAUGUUCUCCAUGGAGAUGGUACAGCCAGUAAUCUCUACAUUGAAGAUCUUCUUAUACUCCUUUAAAGGCUCAUAGAAAGCUAGAUCCCAAGCUUUUGAAUCCUUAAUAAACGUAGUAGAAAUUAGCUUUCUAUGGGAAUGCUUUAGUUUUCAGAGUUGAUGAUUAGGCUCAUACUCAGUCCUCAUGUGAACAAGAUAUGAAUAAAUGCAAUGAGAAUAUACUGCUAGUUAGGGAACAUGUUGAUUACAACUGAAAUGGAUUAUUUCUCUCAUCAGCAAGUAUUAUUUGAAUAAAAUAUGAGAUGUUUAAGGUAAAGUCUUGCUCUAUCAUAGUUUGCUUUCGAAGGAUGGAAUGGUAACUAUUUUUUUCCAUCGUUCUUCCUUUUGAGAGAAAAAAGUACAUUAACUCAUCAUCUUGAAAGUACAUUUCUGAUUGCACAUUGACUAGAGUUCUUUCUUCGUGUAUAUGGACUAACAAUGUGAUUUGUAAAGUGAAGAUUCAGGACCGGCUCCUAGCCUUUCAUCUAACUGGGUGUUAGAUCUUUAUAGAUCCUGUGUUCUGGAAGCAAUUCUGCCACUUGAUAAAAUUCCCAAGGGCCCCAGCAGGCCCCUUUCGAAGGACCAAUCCUGUUCCUAGAACUUACCAAGAAUUCCUUCUUCACUGGGGAAAAAAAAAUCACAAAAGCGUUUCCCUCCCAGUCUCACUCACAAAUCUGCAGAAUUUUGUGUAGUUAGUACACAAGGUCUACUUGUAAAUAGCGCAGGCUGAUGUCUUAGGACGAAAAGUGGACUGUCCAGGGAGGGGAGCUCUCAGAAGUUGUCACAUCGGGUCGGCUCACUAGCUUGAUUACAUAAGCAUCAGUCUCCCGCCUACUGUACAGUCCAAACCCCUAGGACUCAUAAAUAUCCAAGCAGUUUCGUGCUUUGAGCCACUUUUUGACAAAAAUGGCUCCAUUUUUCCACUCUAUGGUUUUCUUAAAAUAGUCGAGUGUUUUAUAGUCUCGUAGUAAGGCACUGUUGCUUUCUAAGCUAUAACAGUUGACUCUAUUCUUCUACUCCGAAAAAUCUUGACUUGUUUGAGUGUAUAUAAUAUAUAUAAAGGGAGCCUUAAUGGGUUUGUUUUCAUAAUUUAAUAUUUUUUUGUAUUUGCUCUUGUAUAAUUGUUUUUAAUGAAAGUCUUACAGAAUCGAGGGUGGAAUUCUUAGAACCAAAGUUAUUCUUAAUAAAAAUCAAUACUUGCUUGGACCA